This is a messenger RNA of Staurois parvus, 1206 nucleotides long. The record is from the annotation of a GenBank genome assembly. NCBI's taxonomy places the organism in Eukaryota, Metazoa, Chordata, Amphibia, Anura, Ranidae.
AUGGCGGGCGGUCCCAUCAUACUGCCCACUCUUAACAUGGCGGCGCGCAGUCACGGCCGGGUCCUGGCUACCGUGAUGCUGGUGAUGUUGCUGGGGCUGGCGACCGGGGAAGCGGAGGACGAAGCGGAGACGGUAAUCAUCGGGCUGCGGCUGGAGGACACGGACGACGUGUCAUUCAUGGAUGGCGGCGCGCUGCGGGUGAGUGAGCGGACCCGGGUGAAGCUGCGGGUGUACGGGCAGAACCUCGACAACGAGACGUGGUCCAAGAUCGCCUUUACGGAGCACCCGCCGCCCUGGAGCGGGGCCCACGACUCGCCCUCCGAGGGCACCCACCCGUGCGGCAUCCGCACCUCCGACAUCCUGGUCCAGCCGCCCAUCAAACUGAGCCGCAGCAGCUCCGCCAUCAUCCACAUCGAGAUCAAGCCCCUGCGGAAGACUGAGAAGAGCAAGGCGUACUACCUAUGUACCUCCGCCCCUUCCCCUCCGCCCGGCCCCGGCGGAGCCGCCCACCCGCAGCCCUGGACUGAGACCACCUGGGUGUACCACGCCGGGGAUGACACCCGGGUCAUUGUGGUGGAGGAGAAAAAGUUCCUGCUCCCCUUCUGGCUUCAGGUCAUCUUCAUUGCCCUCCUCCUCUGCCUGUCUGGCAUGUUUAGUGGCCUCAACCUGGGACUGAUGGCCCUGGACCCCAUGGAGCUCCGCAUUGUCCAGAACUGUGGUACCGACAAGGAGAAGAACUAUGCCAAGAGGAUUGAGCCCGUCCGCCGCCAGGGCAAUUACCUGCUCUGCUCCCUGCUGCUGGGCAACGUGCUGGUCAACACCACCCUCACCAUCCUGCUGGACGACAUUGCGGGCUCAGGGCUGGUGGCUGUGGUGAUCUCCACCAUUGGCAUUGUCAUCUUUGGUGAGAUUGUGCCACAGGCCAUCUGUUCCCGCCAUGGCCUGGCUGUGGGUGCCAAUACCAUCUUCCUGACCAAGUUCUUCAUGAUGAUGACCUUCCCGGCCUCCUACCCGGUCAGCAAGCUGCUGGACUGCGUCCUUGGACAGGAGAUUGGCACCGUCUACAACAGGGAGAAGCUGCUGGAGAUGCUGAGGGUCACUGACCCCUAUAAUGACCUGGUCAAGGAGGAGCUGAACAUCAUUCAGGGGGCCCUGGAGCUCCGCACCAAGACUGUGGAGGAUGUCAUGACCCCUCUGCGAGACUGC